Molecule: messenger RNA, 2577 nt
Organism: Conger conger (European conger)
Lineage: Eukaryota; Metazoa; Chordata; Actinopteri; Anguilliformes; Congridae
Product: 5-hydroxytryptamine receptor 1E-like
Exons: 3
Coding region: 401-1528 (375 amino acids)
Biological process (GO): chemical synaptic transmission; G protein-coupled receptor signaling pathway, coupled to cyclic nucleotide second messenger
Cellular component (GO): membrane; dendrite
Molecular function (GO): neurotransmitter receptor activity; G protein-coupled serotonin receptor activity
Source: RefSeq, a predicted model, not a curated record
GCCAGUGUCCAGGCGUAAUACUCAAGGUGAGUGAGCUGAGCUCUCUCAUUCCCCUUUAAGUGGACAGAUGACUUAACAUGGGAUACUACACUUAAGGAGAGUGCUUAUACCUUUGAGGGGUCUGCCAAAACCCGGAACAGAAGAGAUCUCCAAGGAUAGAAUCUUCUCCACUAGUGCAGAUGAUGAAGCAGCUAGAGCAAAUGCCAGAGGCACAAUAUCAAUCUCUCCGGAGCCUGCAGGAAAAUCGACACCAGGUGAUGCGGGCUAUGUCGGCAUCACACGCUGUGGAUCUGUCCUGACGGAGCUGCUGAUAGACUCACGGAGGAGUGUGUACCAUGGCCAGCUCAGGAUACACAUCUCCAGUGGCUGUGGCCAGUGGGGAUAGCUGAGGCAGGAGGAGAUGGAUUGGCUUGUGGAGGACAGCUCUGGAACUUCCAACAUCACCAGCAGCAAGACAGGGUCAGCAAUGGCUGCAGAGAAGGUGGCAUUGGUGGUCUUCCUGGGGAUUCUGACCCUCCUCACUACCAUCUUGAAUGCUGGUGUAAUGGCCGCCAUCUGCACCACCAAGAAGCUCCACCUGCCCGCCAACUACCUCAUCUGCUCGCUGGCUGUCACCGACUUCCUGGUUGCCAUCUUGGUGAUGCCACUUAGCAUUCUGGACGUGGCCAUGGAGACCUGGCCACUGGGACAAGCGGUGUGCCAGGCAUGGCUGAGCCUGGAUAUGACUUGCUGUACCUGUUCCAUUCUCCACCUGUGCGCCAUCGCACUGGACCGCUACUGGGCCAUCACCAACGCCGUGGAGUACACCUAUAAGCGGACGGCUCGCCGGGCUGCUGCCAUGGUGGCUGCUGUGUGGGCCAUCUCCGCUCUCAUCUCUGUGCCACCCCUCUUCUGGAGGCAGGGCCACAGCCACCCUGGUAACCGCACCGACUGUGUGUUUACUCAUGACCACGUUGGCUACACCCUCUACUCCACCAUCGGGGCGUUCUAUGGCCCGCUGGUGCUCAUCCUGGUGCUCUACUGCCGGAUCUACGCGGCGGCAAAGGCCCUGUACCAGAAGAGGGGCUCGACCCUGCAACAGGGCGUGGCCGGGAGGCUGGACAGCCACAACUCCUUCGGCCACUGCCGAUCGGCGCAUGCUUUCUGUAUCUCUGAGCUUUCCACCUCUGACCCGUCCCCGGAAAUGGACAGGCUGGAUGGUGUCAUUGUCGUGGGGGUCACGCCCUUGGGGGGCAGGGUGGAUGGGGCCGGAGAGAGGACCCAGAUACGCCUGUCCAGGGAGAGGAAGGCGGCACGGACCCUGGGCCUCAUUCUGGGGGCGUUUGUGCUCUGCUGGCUGCCCUUCUUCCUCAGGGAGCUGCUGGUGGGGCUGAACCUGCUGCCGGACUCCAAAUCUGCACUGCUUUCCACUGCCCUCACCUGGCUUGGCUACGGCAACUCGCUAAUCAACCCACUGCUCUACACCAGCUUCAAUGAGGACUUCAAGCAUGCAUUCAAAAUGCUUGUCAAGUGCAAGGGGCACCCAUAGAGUCAACAAUUCAAUCUAAUUUUAUUUGUAUAGCACUUUUCACAGAAGACUGUCAGAAAGACACUACAGAGUAACAGAAGGGAAAUAUCAGCCCUAAGCCCCCAGAUAGCAAGAGGUAAUACCACACAGCUUUCCUUUUCCGUUUAUUUGCUUUUUAAAUAUGUAUUACUAGAUUGUAUUAUGUGGCUUUGGCCAGCUGUCACAUAUAGUAAGCUCAGGCAAUCACUGAGACACACUUGCAUGCUUAUAUACCUCAAUUUCUUUCAUCUUUUUGAAUGUUUUUUCUAACCAGUGGUGUGAUACCAUUUCAAUGUACUGCCACAAGAGGGAGGCCUUGAAUUGUCUAAUGCAGAGCAUGGCAAGUGAGUCUUUAUGUACUCAAAAGACAUAAAUACAAUAUAUAUACAUAAAUGAUUAAUUUAGCUAGAAAGCAAUACAAUAAUGGUCAAAUUAAUGCAAGGUAAAUCAAUGCUGGUUACUAAAUCUCAUUGUUGAGGGGCUUUUGAGUUGGUAAUAUCUGCCAUGCUCAUUUGAGGCCUAAUACACCUUUUAAGUGUCUGAACGUGUAGUCCAGUAGACAUUUUGUUGAAACACUGUCAUUCCAAGUCUGCACACUUUCUUGAGAUCAGAAAUCCUGCUGGCCAGUUAUUGGUUGGUUGACAGACGAAUGUAGAACAUAAUUCAUGUUUGAGUUAAUCACCAAUGUUUUACAACCUUCAGUGUGUUGAUGCAAUGGUUGUUCACUUAUUUGUCUGUGCUCUUCUACUGAGCCAGGCCACAGUGUAUAUGUAAACUGUUUCAUUUUAUUAUAGGUUUUGUGGAUGGUAAUAUCAUGACUAAACCACUGGAUUAUGUCAGACUCUUUUUAUGUCAUUUUAUGACAACUUUUAUGUUUGGGGUCUAAACCAGCAGUUUAAAUAAACACAAAUUAUUUGAAUAGAAAUAUUUUGAGACUUUGGUUGUCGGCUUCUUAUUGUUUCCAAAAUGACUAGCCUUUGAUCCAUAAAUAUGAAAAAUCUGUGAUAAACAUAUCAUUUUUGAGCACAGUA